This is a messenger RNA of Parnassius apollo (apollo), 903 nucleotides long. Lineage: Eukaryota; Metazoa; Arthropoda; Insecta; Lepidoptera; Papilionidae. The record is from the annotation of a GenBank genome assembly.
AUGCGCUGCUGGGUGGCCGUGCUCUGCCUGUCGGCGCUGACGACGCUGGUGCUGGCGUCUGCAGACGACACCACGCCCCAUGAGACUGCGCUCUCACAGGUGGACGCUGACUCGGAAUUAACACAAGAAGAAAAACGAGCCUGGUCAAGCUUGCACGGUGGCGGAGGCUGGGGGAAAAGGGGAUGGCAGGAUAUGAGCUCAGCAUGGGGGAAACGAGCCUGGCAAGAUCUCAACUCGGUCUGGGGAAAACGCGGCUGGCAAGACCUUAACUCAGCAUGGGGCAAACGAGGCUGGCAAGAUCUGAACUCGGCUUGGGGCAAGAGGGGAUGGCAAGAUCUAAACUCUGCUUGGGGAAAACGUGGAUGGCAAGAUCUCAACACCGCGUGGGGCAAACGCGCAUGGAGAGAUAUGUAUCAGGCUCCUUGGGGUAAGAGGGGUUGGCAGGACAUGAGCUCAGCAUGGGGCAAACGUGGCUGGCAAGACAUGAGCUCAGCUUGGGGCAAACGUGGCUGGCAAGACAUGAGCUCAGCUUGGGGCAAACGAGGACCUGCUGAAAAAUGGGGGAACUUCCACGGAUCGUGGGGAAAGAGGACAGGCACUGAACCGGAACUUGAUGAUUAUGAAAUGGCCGUUGAAACUCUUACUCCUAUUCAACAGGCGGAAGCUGGUGAUAAGAUUGCAAUGGAAGCUCCUGAGAAAAAAGCGUGGUCAGCGCUGCACGGGGCCUGGGGCAAACGACCCGCCAAGCAAGCGCAGUACAACAGCGGAUCAUAUUACUGGAAGCGAGAACCCGGCUGGACAAAUUUAAGAGGAAUGUGGGGCAAGCGCGCUCAAUGGCACCCCGAUAUAGACGUUCUCGAUAUGGAUGAGCACGACAGCAGCACGGCAGGCGAUGAGGCCUAG